CCUGCUCCAAUCACAGUGUUUAGUUUUGAGUUUCACCUUGCACAUACCAGUGAUAGAGAGAGGAAAGCCGGCAAAAAUUUAAUCUGUGUUGUCGGUUUCGAAUAUCCAGUGACCUAUUGCUAAUCGAAAUCUGCGCAUUGUCUAACGGCCGGUAAAAUCAUCAUGGAUGAAAAAGUACAAGACUGGCUUAAGCAGUGGGACCUCCAAGAGUAUAUCGAUACUUUUAAAACUCAAAAAAUCAAUGAAAAAAUAUUCAAAACAUUGAGUGACCAGUAUUUGGAAAAAUUAAUUCCUAUAAUUGGGGAUCAAUUGACUUUUAGAGAAAAAUUCAACGAAGAAUUUCCAUCUGAGUUAGAAGAGGCUUCCUCAUCAAAAAGAAGAGCCACUGUCAAUACUGAUCACGAACCUCCGGCCAAACGCCCACUAUUAGAAGUCAACAGCGAGGAAACGAUCGACAACCUGAUCAUUUUGCAUAAAUUAGAAAAUAUCAGAGAAGUACUAAAGGAAAAUUGUGAGGGCAGGAGUAUUAUUGCAUACUUUGACAAGAAUAACUCAUUAAAAAAAGCUCAUAGGACUAAACUUGUUGAUAUUAUUAUCAGCAAAGUUUUUUCCUUAUUGAACAACCCAAAGCUCGACAAUUCAUUUUUUGAGCAUUUGGCUCAGUAUAUUGUUAGUGCUUUUGACACAGAAUGUAUCUCCACCUACUAUAUCCCACCGGUUCUAAAGAAAAAUUCAGGAACUGAAAAUAAAUCAAAAGGAGCCAAGGGAAAACUAGUGGUAAAGUACUACAAUACAAAGGUCGCUCUAAGAAAAGCCUGUGAUGGUGAAGAGGAUUUGAUGAUCGUAGAAACAAAUGAAUUGGAUGCUGAAAAAAAGAGAAAGCACAAUAUUUCAAAAGAAGAUAAUUCUGAAGAAGUUGAAACGAGCUUAAAUUGGAUAAGAGCUUACCACGCACUUCCAAUAACAGAAGAAACACUGAAGCACUGGAAAAAAACGGCGAACGUCAGGUUGGAGUCUAUAGAAGAAAGUACCGAUCUUAAUACGAUUCAAGUAUUUAUUGAUUAUCCAAUACUCAAGCAACAGGAUGCUUACAAAUUGAUUUUAUCGGAUUUUGAUCAUCUCAAUUUAAGUGAAGAAACAUUAAAUUUUGAAAAGUGGAAUCUUAUUUUCCAUACUUUGCUGGAUUGUCAGAAAAUCAGUAAAUCCGAUAAAAUCGGAAGAGAUUUAUUAAGUCAAUACACUUGUAUUCAAGAUGAAAUGGUUCAAAAUGAAAAUAGCAUAGUUGCUCUACAACUUCUAAUGUUGCCACAUUUGAUUCCAUCAACAAAUUCACGUAAACUUAGUAAAACGGAAACUUGGAAGGUGUCAGUUGGUGACAGCAAGCAAAGCAUCAUACAAUUCGCUAUAGAUUCAACUCUCAUUCCUGAUUUACUGAGUAAAAAAAAAGAGUUUGCAGAAAAACACAAAAUUUCAGUGCAACCGUUCAUAUUUGUUGUUGGUGAGGAUCUCAAAAACAUAAAAGAAUCUUACGUUAUAUUUGAUUCUAUAUCAUACAAAUUACCAUCAACGUUGGAGGCUUUCAAAGUGUGUUUCAAGUUGUUUCACGUCUUGCUAUUGAAAUAUCCCUUCGAGAGCGAACAUUUGUAUAUACUUAUACAAAAACUUUUGAAAAUCAAGACUCAGUGGGAUGAUAAAAUCUUUCCUUGUACAGAGCAUGCUCUUCACACGGUUCAAAAGAAAUUAGAAGAUUUUCCGUUUCCUGAUUUACUGUAGACUUACACUAAUUUUCUUUA
Trichogramma pretiosum is the source of this 1793-nucleotide messenger RNA. RefSeq lists its product as uncharacterized. The record is from RefSeq and is a predicted model, not a curated record. The coding region runs from base 163 to 1773 and encodes 536 amino acids. The transcript is spliced from 5 exons. Lineage: Eukaryota; Metazoa; Arthropoda; Insecta; Hymenoptera; Trichogrammatidae. Gene Ontology annotation, molecular function: protein binding.